CGCGAUGUUUGACUCGCAGUCGCCGUGCAGGCACGAGACGGAAUUCCUGGGCUCGCUCGCGCCGUCAGUCACUGCGCCCAGUGGCGCGAGACGCCACUAUUGCUACUGCGGACCCCGGCGCGCGCGCGCAGUCCGUGCAGGUUCUUCGCGUUGCAGCGUCUUCUGCUAACAAGUCUGGCUUGGAUGUCCCGGGCUGCGCGUGCUGCUGGUGGUAGGGAUGAGGAUGGUCGUGUUACUGCUAUUGCUGCUGCUCCUGCCGCCGCGGCUCGAAGCAGCCGCUCCAUGACUGACGGACUGACACAGAGGGGGAAGGAGAGUGGCUGCGCAGGCGCAGCCUUCUACCCAAUGGGAAGGCUUGCCUUAUCGGCGUUCGGCUAGGAAUGCCUGCGAAUCUGCUCGGCUUGCUCAGCUCGCUUGUUCCAGUUAAGGUUACGGAGAAGAGAGAACGAAGAUGAGCCGGAAGAAGGAGCACGUGCGCGAAGUGACCGGGAAGGGGGCGGGGCCAGAGCGUAGAGGCGAAGCACCGUGAAAGAAGGGAAGAGGCGCCCUCGCUACUGCUGCAACUGCAAACUGUUACCAUGGCUGCAAUUUACUCUGGCAUUCAUCUGAAGCUGAAAAGUACAAAGACAUCUUGGGAGGACAAACUCAAAUUGGCUCAGUUUGCAUGGAUUUCUCAUCAGUGUUUUCUUCCAAACAAAGAACAAGUAUUACUGGAUUGGGUGAGUCACACACUUGUUUCUUGUUAUAAGAAGCUUGAAUUGCCAGAUGAAAUAAUUGAGAAGCUUUGGGUAUACCUGGACAACAUUCUUCAUAGCAGGAAACUGCAGAAUAUUUUGAAGGAUGGAAAAACAAUCACCCUGCGUUUUUCAAUUGCACAGGUCAUAAAUGAAAGGCUUUCCAUUUAUUACACUCAAAAAACCCUGAGGAAUAUCAACACAGUGCUAAGUUGUUGUAGCGGCAUCCUUUCCACACCGCUCUCCAUCGUUUAUACCGCAAAAUUUGAAUUGCUGGUGGAUCUUCUGAGCAAGUUGUCCUGGUUAGGAUGCUGGCAGUUGUCAUCCAAAGAUGCUAUAUUCUCCCAGUUGUUCGAUGUCCUUCAGCUGACCUUCAAGCAGUACCUCCUGAUUCAGAGGCAGCAAAGCAAUGCAAAUCGUGUAUUUGGACAAGUGACUAAACACCUGCUUCAACCUUGCCUGCUCCUGAGACAUUUGCUCACAGCUGGGGUGUGGAUGCAGUCAGAUGAUGGUCAUGGCCACCAACAUGUGAGCAAGGAGAUUCGUAACUGUGUAGACACUUUGCUGAGGGCUGGACUCUUCCAGUCGGAGCUCUUGCCCUCCUAUAGAGAGGAGCUGAUGCCUGAGAAGGAAUCCUGCAACAUAAAGAAAGGGCCUCUGAAAAGUCUCCUGCUGCCAGCCAGCACAAUCCAGGCUGCGUUAGAGGAUGCAAGUUUUUGUGAGCCAGCUCUUCAUGGGAAAGUGGUAGCAAAUUCAGUGCCUCUGCUCUUUAAGCUCUUUUUGGAGUCUUAUAAUAAAGCUGAAAACCACCUAGUCUGUUUCCACAUGCUGACCAGACUUUUUGGCUGCCUGAGGAUUUCUUGUCUAAAAGGAGAUCUUUGGAAUGACAAGCUUUCUCCCUCUGAAUGGAGCCCAGAGCUCCUAUCAGUGGAGCAGCUUCUGAACUCUGUGCUGAGCAACAGUAUCUAUAAUGUUGCUGUUGACAGGAUUCGGCAUAAGGAAGUCCAGUUUCACUUUUACCGCCGAUUGGCACAGACUCUGAUAAAUUACUCACAGGCUACUAUACCUGCCUGGUUUAGAUGCCUCAAGGUCUUGAUCUCAUUAAAUCAUUUGAUUGUAGAGCCUGAUUUGGAUGACUUGGUGGCCUCUGCUUGGAUUGAUGCAGAAGUCCCUGAGCCACGUACAAAAAAGGCUCAGGAGGCUCUUGUUAACGUGCUCUUCCAGACGUAUGCCAAGUUGCGGCAGUUCCAAAAACUCUUUGAAGAGAUUGUGUCUGUCAUCUGCCGUCCGGCUGCAGAAGAAUUAAGGCUCCCAGUUCUGCCUGCUGGUAUCAGAACCAAGCUCUGUGAUUGCCUUCUAGAUCUGCCACCUAAUCAGAUACUGGACAUCUUAUCUCUCAUAUUGGAGAAAUGUCAGACAUGCAUUAUUCCAGAAGUCAAAGGUGAUUCUGAUGCAGCCUUGAAACUUCAUUCCAUGAGUGUGUUGCUGCAUUCGAUUCUGUUCAAUAUGAGGAGCUUGGAUGAUUCCACCCCAUUGCCUGUUGUGCGUCGGUCUCAGAAUCUGUUGGAGACAAUGAAGGGAGAGGUCAUCCAGGCUUUGUUGGACCUACUGAAGGAUUGCCAGGCAGAGGAAGGGGAUCUGGAACUUUGGGCAGAGAAAGUUAGGGACUCUACUCUCCUCCUUGCUUGCACUUGGGUAAUGACUGAUACACUGUUUGAGUUAAAUUGCAGCAAGUAUGUCUCCUCACUUGCCAAAACAGCUCUUGCAGGUUCUGAUUUGACUGUAAGCUGCUGGGACUUCUCGGCUCUUCUCCCUGGCUUGGAUGUACAGUACUGGGAGAAGAUAGUAAAGCUUCUAGGCUCUUCAUACGCAGGGAGUAGAUAUUGCAUGGAAUGGCUAAUGCUUCAGAAAAUGAAGAAAAUGUUGAUGCAUGCCAGCUCUCAGACUGAGGCCUCAUGUCAGACUUUGCAACUUGCUGCAGCUUUUGUCCUUCAUUCUGGAAAACCUUUUAUGACCGGAGAGGAGACUGAACCGUGGGAUGGCAAUGCAGGCACCAUAGAUAGUUUCACUUACCCAACUGCACACUGGCACCUUGUAGUCUCAAACCUUCUUAUCCUACACCCCUAUCUUUCCCUGAAUGAUACACUGUAUGUUGCAGAAGUGCUCCUGAAGACACUGCUGGUGAGUCAAAUGCAGGUGGCUCUUGCUGACAACAAUGAUUCUUUAAUCACAGUUGGAAAGGUGUCCAGAGAUCUUCUCUGCAGUCCUCUUCUUCCAGAAAUGCAGCUGCUCCACUCAUCUUUCAUAAGCCACAUAAUUCAGCAUUGUUCUAGUGUGCUAUACCCUACAGUUCAGAAUGCGACCUACCAGCCUCUUAAACAACUGUCUGCAGAAAAUAUUCCCUGGUGUGAAGGCAUGCCAUAUGGCCACAGUGCCAGUUUAGGGCCUAGAGAUCAACCCUCCAUGUGCUGGAUAACGAUGGAGGAAGUUGCUCAGAAUAUAUUAUCCUUGGUGAAAGAAAGACCUGUUGCUUUGGAAGAGCAGGAUAUCAAAAAGCUUUUGAAUUUGCUGGAGAUAAUGUCCUCAUUGAAUCUGGACAGCCUCUUCCCUGUGGACCACAUUCGAUGUUUUCUUUUGCUGGUAUCUUUGGCUGCCAACACCAGAGCAAAUGUUGCAUGCCAUGAGGCUUUAUCUUUGAAGUUCCUGGCAACCUGCUUCCACCUCCUAGCAUGCCUACAGACUGGCAGAAAUGUAAACUCAUCCUUCAAGGUUUUGCAUGCCAGUGAUGUUCUUGAAGUUCUCCUAACCUCCAUGUUUUCAGUCUGUGAGACUUUUGUCGGCAUUCGCUUAACAGCUGCUCCUUGGGAUGAACUUCUUCGUGCGAUCCAAACCUUUUUGGAACUUUAUCUUCAGAUAACUCUUGAGAGGAGGCAGAGUGUGCAACUAAACAUGGAAAAAUUCACAUCUUUCCUCACAACAUGCCAGCUGUCGGCAGCGAGAGGGAAACACUCUGAGAACUGGAGCCCUGCAGCCGAGCAGCUUCUGUUGGUGGCACUAACUGCAGAGUGCCACGUUCUGACUUUGCACCUCCAGCAGCAGCAUGGCAAGCGGCAGGCUUCAGGAAUGUUGCCUACUUUGCUUGAACAGGCAGUGCUACAGACAGGAGCAACCAUCCAGCUCUGCCUUAGAAACAACACAAAAGGACAGCCAUUGCCUUUAGCACUGAUACCGUGCCUUGCUACCCUUCUGAAAGCAGAUUUAGCUUGUGCACAUCCGGUGGGCCUUGGGACUGGGGAGGAUGAACAAAACAGUCCUAAGGAGCCAACCAAAUCUCAGCUCUCUCACAGUGAAUUGUACCAACAAUUUUACACCAAGAUGUUGAAAGAGCUUCACUUGGCAAAUGGCAACAUCCAGUUCCUUUGCUCUGCACUGCAGUUCUUAACUGCCUUCUGUUCUGUGCCAGACUUGUAUCCUGCCCAAGAAAUGCCCAUUGCUGUAUUUCACACCAUCAGGAAACUACUUGCGGGUCCUGGAGUCACAGUCCAAGUGAUUCAAGAUCUGGAAAUGCAGCUAAUGGAACUGAUUGCCCAGCUGGUGAAGAACUGCACAACUGGUGACUUCUGCACCAUGUUGAGGCUGUUGCUUGAGGGACUAGAUGUUUGCAACAUGUGGAAUAUAAAUCCUCAAGAAGUAUUAUCAUCUGUUAUGCUAAUCAAAGUGCUACUUGAGUGUCCUUUAAAUGGAGAGAAAGAGAAGGCAUUCUGGCUUUCCAGUCCCCAGAUAAUCACUGCUUUAGUUGUGCAGACCAAAGAGGCUUCUCAAGAUCAAGCGAUGGUUCCUUCACUCAUUGUGCCUAUACUGGAGACAGUGGCUAUUCUCCUGCGUCAGGGAGAAGGGAUUAUCUCCAACCCUCAUCAUGUUUCUCUUGUCUUCAACAUUCUUCUGACUGUUCCUCUUGACCAUCUGAAGAUAGAGGACUAUGGUAGCAUCUUCCUGGGAAUUCAUGAAAUUCUCUUUUCCAUACUACAGUGCCACCCUAAGGUGAUGCUCAAGGCAGCUCCGUCUUUCCUGAACAGUUUCUAUAGACUGGUUAUUUCUGUUAUGCAUGAUGGAAGACAGAAAGGAGAUGGAGGGACCACAGAUGAAUUUGGAGUGAUAUUGAAAUGUGCCCACUUGGUGGAGCGGAUGUAUAGUUACAUUGCUGCAAAAACAGAAGAGUUCACUGCAUUAUCUGCCUUCAUUGUGGCCCAGUAUGUGAUUGAGCUGCAGAAGGUGACCUUGCACCCUGCUGUAAAGAAACAUCUAACUGAAGGAAUGUAUCACAUUCUUGAUCUGUGCAUUGAACGUGAUAUCAAGUUCUUGAAUGCAUCUCUACCAAUGGGAGUAAGAGAAGUUUUGAAGGAGCUGUAUCGGGACUAUACUCACUACCACAAAGCUCUGAAGCAAGGAGACGAAAAAUAUACAGCAUGAGCAACCCUUUCUUUGGGUUCAGAAUCUCGUAGGGAUUUUCCUCAUGAUGAGCACCUGCUGUUCUUAAGGAUUUCUGUACUGGUUUAUGGCACUUGAGUUAGUCUGAAGUCCAGGGACUGUGCUCAUCUUGGUAGGUACCUUUGGAACUUUCCCUCUGGCUGUAGCAAACGUUUGCAUUUCUCAGGACAGCAGGAAGCAUUUAUUUUUUAAAGAAAUUUUUUUUUUGAAGAAAGUAAUAUAAACCAAUUUGUAUAUUGCAAGGACAAAAAUUAGUUCCAUGAAGACAAAGUCUAUUUGAUGUUCAUCCAGAUUUGGCUUGGUACUUCAUGUUGGGGAUCUUGUUCCUCCUUUGUGCCUGAGUUGAGAACCUUCAAGAGAAUGCAGCUUUUCUGUUGCUGCAGGCAAUAAUCAUUUAUACUAAAGAAUGCAACAGUUUCAUUAUUUUUAUAUUUAGGCCAAGAACAUCUGUAAUUGUAUGAUGUUAUUAACUAAUUGUUAAAGCUAAGUUUUUGUUUUUUUAAACUGGGUUCUCUCUUCUAUCCAUCAAACUGAGACUCUAGUGAAGUACAGUCUUGCUGCAGCAUGUAUGCGCUUUGCCGCUGGCCUGUGAUGUGUGAGCAUAUGAUUGCUCAAAUUGCCUCACUGUCCUUCCAGCAUAGCUUCAUGGUGGUUGAGACUUCAAGAUCUGCCUUGUCUUAAAGGAUAGCUGGGGGAGGACAGGAGUGGGAAGGCAUCCCCCCAAAUCAUUCCUUGUUUGUCACAUUUGUGCCUUGGAGCAGCAUGCAUGGGCUUAACCCUGCGAGGUAAGUUAAACUGGGAGACGGUGAGCCUCCCAAGGUCAUGUAGUGAGCUUUAUGGCAAGUGAAAGUUUGAAGCCAGAUGCCUCUGGUCCAAGUUCCAACACUUUUCCCACCAGCUGUACUUUACAAAGCUACUCUGCAUAACAUACUUUGAGAAAUCUUUGCCAAGUAUCACUUCUUCCUUGUGGCUUCUUCUUCACUUCUUCUACUGUGGCUUCCUUGUGCCACAAUAGUUUAGCAUGUGGUUACUUGAUGUUUCUCAGGAUGUUACAGUGAAACAGAAAUUGGGGAACUGGUAUGUUGCAGAGCCUUUCCCUCACCCCCGUUUGGAAGCACUGGAGAAAGGUGAUGGAAAGGCAGCAGGCAUGUUGUAGGGGAAGAGCAGGAGCAGGGGAAAUAUAAGGGGGAAGAGACCCUUCUUUCUUCCCAGCCCUCUCCCAAAUGCCUUUGUGCUGUUUGCAGUUUCACGGGCACUUAUUUCAUCAGUAACAUAAAUCCUGCUUUGAGUGUUGUGAUUCUGCUAAUUAUGCAGACAUCUCUUUCCCCCUCAACUUCUAGCUUCCCUAGACUUGAUGCUUGUCAGAAUCAAGCAGAAAAUGGAGUCCACAGUGAAGGAUUCUCUUUGCAGGAACAAAACAAAAAGUUUCUGACAAUGCAACUGAGCUGUUUCAGAUCCCUCAGGGAAAAUCCUAAGAACUUUCAAAUCUCACAUGGAGGAAAAUUAGAUACCUGGCAGCAAAAAAAGGAGCAAGACCAUGACUGUGAAGCAAAAUCCAGAAUAUUUUGGUGGGGCAGAAAUCUGCCUAGCCAGUAUCGUGUUGCUAGGUGUAGUAGUCCUGGGCAACUCUUGAAAAAUUUAAAAGUAAAGGUUUGAACUUCAAACAUAAAAUACUGAAAACCUAAAACCUCAGUCAAACCUAAAAUACUGUUUUCACAGUAAAGAAUUUGGAGGCUCUUCUUCCAAGGUAACAACCUCAGUCUUUGUACAACAGGGAUUUUAACAGUGUUCCAGCUGUAUAGCCUUUUUGACUUUCAUGGGUCAUGCAUUUGAAGAGAGGUGGUCUUGUGGUAGCCCCCUUAGCUAAGCAGGGUCUGCCCUGGUUGCAUAUGAAUGGGAGACUGUAAGAUAUUCCCCUCGGGAUGGAGCCACCGCUCUGGGAAGAGCAGAAGGUUUCAAGUUCCCUCCCAGCCUUCUCCAAGAUAGGGCUGAGAGAGAUUCCUGCCUGCAACCUUAGAGAAGCUGCUGCCAGACUGUGAAGACAAUACUGAGCUAGAUAGACCAAUGGUCUGACUUGGUAUAUGGCAGCUUCCUAUGUCAUUAUGCUUUUGGAGAACUCUUUGGGCCAGCUAUCUGUGCAUACCACAGAUGAUGAGCCUCCUGAAGCUUUCAUAAGUGAUUCUGGGAUAUAAGAUGAGUCAAGAACCCUUGAUUUUGCAGUGGCUGUCCCUCUUCUGCCAGUUUUCUUCAGCCUCUGAGUCAUCCCUUUGGCAUAUAAACACUGGGGAAUUGAAAGUGAGUCAGGAGGUUGCUAUCCUUGGAUAACUGAUCAUGUAAACAGCCUCAAGACAGCAAGGAAAAAGAUGCUAAAAGGAAAGCCAAAUACAGUCCUUAUAUUAACAUUUCUUGCAACAUCUCAAUGAUUAAUGGAUUGUAUCCAAAGGCUCCCUUCCUCCAGAUGAAGCUCUUUCUGUUGAAGGCAGGAAACCUUUGUGUUCAACCUAGUUAAUUUAUUCUUGCCACUGUUUCUGUGGUAGUAAAUUUCCUCCAUUAUUGGGUCCACACAAGAAGCAGAAUGAAUGGUAGUAUCCUGAGGUAGGAGUGUCGACUGUGUCACUCCAGGAUGCAACUGGGUGUGUGUGGGGGGGUGUGUGUGUUCGUGUUCGUGUUCUCCCAUCCUCUUCUUUGUAAACACACAACUCUCUGGUGUUUUUGCUUGUGAGGAAAUUUUUGUUUAUGUAGGGAAGCAUUCAAAAAUGUGAUUCCCCAACUGUAGUAGGAAGUGAUACUGUCCAUUCUGGUCCUUAACUUUCCUAACUGAGAGCUGGUAUACCUGUAAUUGUAACCUUCACUGUGUGUUGUAUGUUAUGUCUGUGGUAUUUUUCACAUGGUGGUUUAGUAUUGGUAAUCAUAACACCAUGGAUAAGUCAGGACAUGAAUAAAGAGCUGCAUUGGG
Hemicordylus capensis (graceful crag lizard) is the source of this 8178-nucleotide messenger RNA. It is a transcript of the gene URB2, whose product is annotated as URB2 ribosome biogenesis homolog. The transcript is spliced from 10 exons. Gene Ontology annotation, biological process: ribosome biogenesis. The coding region runs from base 579 to 5204 and encodes 1541 amino acids. The record is from RefSeq and is a predicted model, not a curated record. Gene Ontology annotation, cellular component: nucleolus. NCBI's taxonomy places the organism in Eukaryota, Metazoa, Chordata, Lepidosauria, Squamata, Cordylidae.